This is a messenger RNA of Paecilomyces variotii, 3342 nucleotides long. RefSeq names its product isochorismatase family protein family. The transcript has a single exon. Gene Ontology annotation, biological process: DNA alkylation repair; DNA repair. NCBI's taxonomy places the organism in Eukaryota, Fungi, Ascomycota, Eurotiomycetes, Eurotiales, Thermoascaceae. Bases 291 to 2951 code for a protein of 886 amino acids. Gene Ontology annotation, molecular function: dioxygenase activity. Gene Ontology annotation, cellular component: nucleus. The record is from RefSeq and is a predicted model, not a curated record.
CGGAUGUCGAAGCAGCCAGCAGUGUAAUUUAUUGAUUUAUUGAUCGAUUGACCUCCAAGAUAGACAUCAGAUGUGCGUUGCAACAUGCAGCAUGCUGCUGUGCUGCGGCUCUGCUCAGUGACUCUCGCUGUCGUGCACUUUCCACCACUUUUUCUUCUAAAAUAAUAAAGUCUUUCCAUCACCUCAAACAUCCACCUACGUCACGACUGAUCUACAUCUCUCCAUCUUUCCGUCUCUCUCUAUAUAUCUGAAGGGAUAGAGAGAGAGAUAGAGAGACUCUACAGCAUGCCAUGAGCUCCAUCUUCACUCCCAAUAUCGGCGCCAUCCCCACUAUCCGCACCCGCAAAGCUCUCCUGCUUCUCGAUCUUCAGAACGACUUCAUCCGCCCCACUGGUGCCCUUCCUGUGAGCAAUGCAGCCGAUAUCCUCGACCAGAUCCCCAGUCUGGUCCAGAGUUUCCGCCACACCGGAGAUGUAGUCUGGGUUCGGUCCCAGUAUGCAGAUAGCCGGCCACUGCUCGAUCCCAGCACAGGUGCAGAGCGUGUCAUCCUCACGGGGCCUGGCAAGGAGCCCAAGAGGAAAAAGAAGCUACAGGGACAGGAGGACCAGGAUUCUGAGAAAGAUCCAUCGCAUGUCGACGAUGAAGCCUUUUUGACUACCAGUCGCUGCUGUCUGCCCCAGACCUCUGGGGCUCAGUUCCCGGCCCCUGUACUCUCCGCCAUCGAUCCCCAGGACACAGUCAUCGUCAAAACGGACUAUUCCGCCUUCCAGGCCCCGACCCUGGUCGAGUCCUUCCGUUCGCGCUUUGUCACGGAGAUCUAUUUGGUCGGAUCCCUGUCGAACGUUGGCGUCUACGCCACGGCUCUCGAUGCUGCCCGCCAUGGCUUUACCGUCACCUUGAUCGAGGACUGUCUGGGCUAUCGCAGCUUUACCCGUCAUGAGGAGGCUAUGCGACGCAUGGCCGAUUUACUGGGUGCGGACGGGGUGACGGUGGCGGAGCUGUUGGAGGAGCAUGACUGGCAAGAGACGGACAAAAUUGCACGGGCCGGAGGCAGUCGUUCCCAGCGUCCUACUACCCCGGCGGGGAUUGAGACUGUCAUGGAUGACUUGCUUGUUAAGGCGUCUCCUCGCGCUGCUCCACCAGAAAAUGCUCGCCCCAAAUCAGACAACAAGGAGGAAAAGGAGAGAGCGGAAGAGCGUCAGCAUAUCAUUGAGGCUGCCAUGAAGGGAACCGCAAUGGAUGGGCUAGGCGACAUCGAGAUUGGAUCUGACUACGGUGAUGAAGACGAUCCAUUAAACCUCGAAGCGUACCGUCAACAUGUGGCCUCGCAUGCCGCCGCUCGACUCUCUCGUACCAUGCGUGAUGCUACGGCCCCAGCGCCGGAGCCUGGCGUCAAGCGGACACGAGCUAAGAUGCGGCGUAUCAAGAACCGGGAUACACCUCAGUCUCCCUCCGCUACGAGCGCCAAGCCCGCUCCAACCUCUGAUUCACGGCCCUCCUCCGCGCGAACAUCUCGUCCAAAGGCUCCGGAAGGGCUCCACCAGCCUGGAGACCAGAUUGGGGAGGGUGACUCGCGUCUCCUGUAUAAUCUGGAACUGUCUCCGGAUGCUUUUGCGGAGGUUCGGAAGGAGGUCAACUGGCAGAAAAUGUAUCAUCUCUCAGGCCAGGUUCCUCGAUUGGUCGCAGUGCAAGGCCAGGUCGGGUCAGAUGGGUCUAUGCCCAUUUACCGCCAUCCUGCGGAUGAAUCCCCACCGUUGCAGGCGUUCAGCCCUGCAGUUGAUCGUAUACGAGCUGUGGUUGAGCCUAUCCUAGGCCAUCCCCUGAACCAUGUGCUCAUCCAACUGUACCGGGAUGGGCAGGACCGUAUCUCAGAGCACUCAGAUAAAACCCUCGACAUCGUGCGCGGUUCUUUCAUCUGCAAUAUCAGCCUGGGCGCCCAGAGGGUUAUGAUCCUACGCACUAAGGCCUCUGGCAUCUUAUCGACGGCGUCCCAGACGUCCGGGGAUGAUGCAGAUAUUGCGUCUCGAAAGAGCCAGCGCGUCCCAUUACCGCACGGAUCGCUUUUCAUUCUCGGGCCAGAAACAAAUCAGCGCUGGCUGCAUGGAAUCCGGCCGGACAAGCGUCCGGAAUCGGAGAAAACCGCAGAAGAGCGCGCCUUUGGGGGUGAGCGGAUCUCUUUAACCUUCCGACAUAUUGGUACCUUCAUAGACCCUGCUGCAGGGACCAUAUGGGGCCAGGGUGCCGUGUCGAAAUCGCGAGAUGGAGCGGGACGAAUCAUCCAUGGUGAUCCCGCGGAGACGGAGCGGUUGGUCCACGCGUUCGGCAACGAGAAUCAUGCAACGGAGUUCGACUGGGAUGCUGUUUAUGGCAGCGGUUUUGACGCCAUUAACUUCGUUACGGUUAGCCCUGGAAAAUUGGUGACCAGCGGGGAUUUUGUUGGUGACCUACGGGUUCGACUCGCCCUGAUGGAGAACGGCUUGCGAUAUGAGACUGUGGAUCCUUCUAAUUUUGAAGGGCUAUCGAACGCACCACGACCGAUAUACUUGGAUUCGGAUGGGCCAACGACGGCUGGCGAUACCCAGAUUCUCGCCUAUCUAGCGCAAAGGCCGUCCUCGAGACCGGGCGUGGACGGAUUGCGCGGAGGGAACCAGCUACAGCACAUUGAACAGCUGUGGGCGAAUUGGAAAAAGUAUCGGAUGGGAGGGAUCAAAGGGGAGUUCACUGCUUUGAACCCGUGGGAAGAGGCCUUGAAAGGACGGCACUACCUCGGCGGCCAGACUAUCGCGAUUGACGACUGCUCACUCUGGCCGGUGCUACGGCAGAUGGUGCAGGACAAGGGGCCCUUAUCAGCUACGGCGUUUCCCAACCUUAGCAACUACUACAACCGGAUGGAGAAGCGUGGCUGUGUGCGAAUCGUCCUCGACGAGAUGAUGGGUGGAACUCAUCCAUGAGGUAUAUGGCCUGCUGCUCCGACAGUCCCUUUUUAGCUUUGUCGAUUUAGCAAAGACUCGACUGAUUCAGCUUCGACGAGGUGAUGCCGAUUUUUAUGACGUCUACGAAUUUCACGAGCCUGUAAGGAAAGUUCUGGCUAUAAUAGCGAAGGGAAAAGUUGAUACAGGAUGCGAUCCGACCACAUCUUUUGCAAAAUGCUCAUCUCAAUUCUUAUCUAUAUAUUCUGUUUAUAUUUCUUUUCUUCCCAUUUCUUUACUUCUAAUUUUUCAUUUUUUUAUUUACAUAUAUUCAAUUUGCAACUUUCUGGUUGAAUGAUUGUGUCACUCGGACGAAGGGAGUACGUCUUUUCCAGAUCGCCAUAGACAAUGAAAUAUUUUUGAUGCAGUCGGG